This is a messenger RNA of Westerdykella ornata, 771 nucleotides long. Its product is annotated as cutinase. NCBI's taxonomy places the organism in Eukaryota, Fungi, Ascomycota, Dothideomycetes, Pleosporales, Sporormiaceae. Bases 88 to 771 code for a protein of 227 amino acids. The transcript has 3 exons. The record is from RefSeq and is a predicted model, not a curated record. Gene Ontology annotation, molecular function: hydrolase activity.
CCUUAAAUACUGUAGUGCGCCGCUCAGUUUCUAGCCCGCUAUCCCCACACACGAAACUUCAAGAGCAAACCUCGCCAACCAAGCACAAUGAAGUUCACCGCUGCAGCCGCUCUCUCCCUUGCUGGCUUUGUUGCCGCAAACCCCGUCGAGCUCACUGAGAGGCAAAACUGCCCCAAGGUGUACAUCUUUGGUGCCCGCGAGACCACUGCUCCCGCAGGUUACGGUACUUCUCAAGGCCUUGUCAACCAGGUCAAGGCGGCUUAUCCUGGUGCCGGAUCGGAGGCCAUCCAGUACCCAGCUUGCGGAGGACAAUCGCAAUGUGGCGGUGUUAGCUACGACAACUCCGCUCAACAAGGCACUGCUGCCGUUGUCCGGGCUGUUACCAGCUACAACCAGAAGUGCCCCGACACUCAGAUCGUCCUUAUUGGAUAUUCUCAGGGUGGCCAAAUCAUGGACAACGCCCUCUGCGGAGGCGCGGGCGCAACCUUGACCGGUGCUGCUUUGGAAGCCGUCAAGGCCGCCAUCUUCAUGGGCGACCCGCACUUCCGCGCUGGCCAGCCGUACAACGUUGGCACUUGCAAUGCUCAAGGUUUCGCUGCCCGACCCGUGGGCUUCCAGUGCUCCCCGGCCAAGACCGACCGCCUGAAGUCUUACUGCGACUCCACCGAUCCCUACUGCUGCACCGGAAACGAUGCCAACUCUCACCAGCAAUACGUCAACAAGUACGGCGCACAGGCUUUGGCUUUCAUCAAGUCCAAGAUCACUGCUUAA